Molecule: messenger RNA, 426 nt
Organism: Rotaria sp. Silwood1
Lineage: Eukaryota; Metazoa; Rotifera; Eurotatoria; Philodinida; Philodinidae
Source: the annotation of a GenBank genome assembly
AUGACGCUUCAUAUUUCGACUGUUAUAUUAUUAAUGAUCAGUAUUCUUACAUCUCACGUAUUUUCAUAUUGCAUUCAAGGAGCACUUCAAUCCGAAACAACGAAAUUUGGUAAUACUGUUAAAUAUUGUGAAUAUAAUAAAAUCAAAGUAUUACCUGGUGCUUCAUUUAAAUUAACUGCACCGGAUUGUCUUGACUGUAAAUGUUUAACAGGCGGUUUAGAAUGUUGUGGUUAUGGUUUUGCAACAGGCACAGUUGCAGCACCUGAAGGAUGUAUAGCUUAUAAUGAUGCAUGUAAUUUGGUCUUUGUUAAAAAAGAUAAUGCAUCUGAAUUAUGUUUCCCACCAAAACCUAUGAAAAAAGGUAAGAAAAAUAUGAAAGAUACAAAAAAUACGAAAGAUGCAAAAAGUAAGAAAACUGCUACUUAA